This is a messenger RNA of Micromonas commoda, 8922 nucleotides long. RefSeq lists its product with no specific name. NCBI's taxonomy places the organism in Eukaryota, Viridiplantae, Chlorophyta, Mamiellophyceae, Mamiellales, Mamiellaceae. Gene Ontology annotation, cellular component: nuclear pore. The record is from RefSeq and is a predicted model, not a curated record. The transcript has 2 exons. Bases 1 to 8922 code for a protein of 2973 amino acids.
AUGGCCGACGAGGAUUCGGAGCCCGCCGCGCUGCUGCGCGCGGUCCAGGCGCUGGACCGGGACGGGGGAAUGAGCGACGUGGAGCUCGAGGAGUGCCGCGCCGCGCUGAAGGCAUCGCGGAGCGCGCUCGUCAACCUGCUCGAGUUCCCCGGGCGUAAUCCGGAGGACCGCGCCGCGGUGCAGUCGCGGGCGGUGGAGCUGACGCCGGGGCAGAAGCUGAACCUGGGCGGCGCCGACGUCGAGAACGCGCUCGUGUUGAGCGACGCGUUCGAUCUCAACGAGAAGUACUGUGUGCGACUGCUGGUCCGCGCGGUGCGCGGCGGCGCGCGACCCGACGACUGCGCGAGGUCCGCGGCCGGCAUCCACCUCCGCGACCGCACGUCGAGGGCCGAGGCCCUGCUUCGCAUCCUGCGCCAGCGCUCGUCCCCGGAGGCGUUCGCGAUCGACGACGAGGGCAACGUCGCGGGGCAUCCCGCGCUGGCCGCGGAGAUCGACGAGUACGCGCAGGACCUCCUAUCGGGCGAGAGCGCGAGCGGCGGAGCCACGCUGGUGGGCGCGCUCGUCGAGAUCCUGCGCAAACCCGCGCCGGGAUCCUACCCAACCCCGGCGAGCGCUCAUAACCCGAACCCCGCGGUCCCGGGUUCGAUCCCACCCGCGGCCGGGACCGCGCCGAGCUUCAUACAAACCCCGGGCGGGACCGCCACGACGCCCGGGGGCGGAGCCUUUGCCGGCUUUGGCGCGUCCUCGCAGCCGGGUUUGUUUGGCGCGACCGCGGCUGCGCAGCCGGGUUCCCAGCCGGCGAACCCGCUCUCGCUGGCGCCCACGCAGCCCACGCAACCCUUCGGCGCGCCAGGCAUCUUCGGCGCCCAGCCGACGUCGCACCAACCCGGGGGGGGAGUCGUUCAAGCGCAGCAACCCGGGCAACCCGCGGGGGCAAUCGUCGCGCACACAGCUGUGAACACAGCUGUGAACGACCCGUUCGCGGCGACGGCGCGGCUGGAGCUCGUCGAAGACGAGAGGGGCCGACUGUGCAGACGCGCGGAGUGGCUCGCGAACGAGCGCCGGGUGGUGGCCGAGUGCCUGUACCACGCGAUCGUCGCCACCGGGGUUCGAUCCGGCGACGGUCCGGAUGAUACCCCCGGGGCGGGCGGAGCCGCGCUGUCCGCGACGGACGCCAAGGCGGUGAUGGAGCUCUUCGCCGAGGUGGCGACGCCGACGGUGGCGAGGGCGUGCGCCGACGCUCGCGCGCGUUCGCUGGACGCGGGACGGGCGCAGGCCGCCGCCGCCCAGGAGCUCUUCGCGGUCGGUGGCGCAUUCGACGAGUACUCCGGGGUCCCGGGCGGCGCGAGCCCUCCGACGAUUGCGGAUCUUCCCGCGUCGGUCCAGGAGGACCUCCCGGCGGCGCUCGCGAUCGCCCUCGCCGCCGUCGCCGCCGUCACCCCGAACGGCGGUUCGAACGGUGGUUCAGCAACGAACGGCGCCCCCCAAUCGUACGCGCAGGUCGUCGAGGCUGCGUCCGCAGCGCUGCAGAAGGCUGUGGACGACGCGAACGAGCGAGCGGGCGGGUCCGCGCCCGUCAAGAUUGAUCCCCUUCGAGCGCUCGGAGACUACCCAUUUCUCAACCAGAGCCAACGGGACCAACGGGACCGCUUCGGAUUCGACGGGCAGCAGCAACCUUGGCAGCAGCAGCAGCAGCAGCAGGCGGGCGCGGCGUACGGAUCUCCGUUCGCGGUCCCGGGCCAGGCGGCUUACGGGUCGGCGGCUACGUUCGGCGGCGGUUUUAGCGGCGGCGCGGGCAACGUGGGCAAUGUUCGGCGUACGCACGGGCAAUACGGGCAAAACGACGCCCAUUUUUUCGGCGGCGGCAACGCGCCGGGAAUGAUGGGCCCAAACGACGCGGGCGCCCUGCCGCCGGGCGGGGACAAGUCCGCGGACGAGGAAGAGGAGGAGCGCGUGUCGCAGAUGACGAUCGGAGUUUUGGAGUUUUGCCGACUGGCUUGCGCGCUGACGGGGCUGGAUUUGGGCAGGAAAGACGCCGACGUCGCCGCCUCCGUCGCGGCGGACGCCGGGGCUCUGACCGCGGCGCGCGCCAUGCUGUGCACCUGCGCGUUCCAGGACGACGCGGACGUUUCCCGGCGGAGUUACCUCGACCUCGUGCACGCGGUGAUUCGCAGGGCUAUCGCGCACAUGCUCAAAAAUCCGGCAGUCGGAGAAGCGUUAGCCGCGGUUGUUCCCGCGCCCACGCAGCAGCAGGUGGAGCGCGAACGCGCCGCGCUCGAGCACUGGGAGAGCAACAGCCUGUUCGAGACGGACGCCGAGCUUCAGCGCCAGCGGGAGGAGGAGGAGGAGCGGUUGAGGCUGCAGAAGGAGGAGGAGGACGCGUCGCGGGAGGCGCCGCUGACGGCGCUGUGCGGGUUGCUCUCCGAGGUUUACUCGCAGGCUCCCGACCUGCCCGCCGCCGCCGCCGACGUUCUUCCGGGCUUCCUCGACGCCAUCGUCGAGUGGGAACACUCGGUGGAGUCCCUCGUGGGCGUCGUGGGACUCAUGGCGGCGGUGGCUGGCACGGGCCCCGAGGGUGCCUCCCAGAUUUGGUCUCGGAUGCGACACCCCUUACCGGGUUCGUGCGUCACCUGGGACUCCUUCGUCGGCGCGCUGGUGGGUUACAACAGGCGGUUCCAGUUCGGGGGCGACACCCCGCAGGAGCUCGAGGAGAACGAGCGAUCCGCCGCGGAGGCUGGCGGUUACGGCGGUUACGGCGGCGGGGGAGGCUUCCGGGGCGGUUACGGAAACGCGGGUGGGCCCAACCCGUACGCCGCCGCCUUUUCUCGGGAGCGCGAGAUGCCCGAGGCUGACGUCCAGGGCCUCUCCGCGUACCUCGGCCUGCUCGCGUCGCUCCUGCGCGCCGCGCCGCCCGGGGAGGCGUCCGCGUGGACGCAGUGGCUGGAGGGGCGAUACGGCUUCUCUUUACUCGACGCGCUGACGGCGCUGCACUCGUGCCCGGUUCCGGCGAAGCUCAAGGCGGCCAUCCUGGACGCCGUCGCGUCCACGGGGCGGGGAUCCGCGCGCGCGUCCGCGGACGCGUGGGCGCGGUUGGAGCGCGAGGUGGCGGAGCGCGGGGCGCUCGGGUCCUCCUCCAACCCGAUUUCGCCCAAUUUCGCCGAUGUCCGAUCCCCCUUGAUGACCGACCCGCGAUCCCCCCACCACGGUACGGGAUCGCCGUACGGAGCGAGGGACACGUCGCACGCACACUCGCUACACAACUUGGCCAUCCCGAACGGCGGCGGGGGCUACGGCGCCGCCGCAGCCGCCAGGCAGCAGCACUCGUAUUACGCCCAGAUGCUUCGCGACGCGUCUCGCGCCGCCACGCUCCAGAACCAGCUGUGCGUCCCGGGCUCGGACGUCAACUGGGAAUUCGUGCACGGCGAGGCGAGGUCGCGGACGUACCCGCACGCGGCGGCGUACGUCCGGAUGGUGAACGAGUUGAUUCAAGAGACGAUGGGUGUUGGCGCGGGACCGAGCGCAGGGAGCGGGCGGGGGUCCGCGACUGCGUUUCGGUUCAUCCGCGAAAACGUUUUUGGCAAUCUUCGGCACAGGCAGCACAGGAGCCAGACGGAGCGGUGGCAGCUGGCCAGGGACGCGGUGAAUCACUUCCGGUUACAGCUGGAACUGUUCGCGAGGGCGCCCGAGGAGGACAAGUACGCCCGGGGUUGGUCCGGGGUGGUUGACCCCGCGUUUGACCCGACCAACUCGUCCGGAUCGAACCAGUACGGAUCGAACCUAAACCCUAACCCUAACCCGUACGGCGCGGCGCCAGGUCAAUCCCCUUACUACGGCGCGAACGCGGACGUCGGCGCGACCGACUUUGCUCAGACGGGGUUGGACGCGUACGCCCCGGGGCGGGACCUCAUGGUCGAUUUCCUCUCCGACGGCGUGACGUUUCGCGGGAUCCUCGCGGUGCUCUCCGUGGGCGCCGACUACCUCGCCGCGGAGCGUCCGUGCGCGCACGGCGAGGCGCUCGAGGGGUGCGUGCUCGCGUGCCUGGAGUGCGUGGCGGCGGCGCUCGCGAUGGACAAGCAGUGCGUGGACGCGAUGAGAGAGCGAGCCGUCGACCAAACCGGGCGUCGCGUCAACACAGGCGGCGGGUUCGGCGGAACCGACGAUGGAGCCUCCCUCGGCGCCUUUCACUCGCCGCUCGACCAGGUGAUGCUCCGCGACGCGUCCCAGUGCGCGGCGGCGAUCGGGUACGUCUCGUACCGCCACAACCCCGCGCUGGCGCUCGCGUCGCUCAAGAUUUUCGCCGAGAUUGCCAGUCGGACGCCGCGGCUCGUCGACUUGCUCCCGAGGGACGCCCGCGUCGGGCUGGUGCGGGGCUGCGCGAGCGUGCUGGAGCUGGCGACGUUGGCACCGCCGCCGGUCGGGGACCCGACGGUCCCGGGUUCGAAUCCGACGGCGUCCGACGACUCCCUCGCCGACGUCGUCUCCCGCGCCGGGUCCCUCGUCCUCGACGUCCUCCUCGAGAACCUCUCCGCGCCCGCGCCAUCCGCGACGCACCUCUUGCUCGGUUUCGACGUGGACGGGGAGGUGGAGAAUAGCGUGCUGCGCCCGUUCGACGGCGAGUUUAACUGCCUGACGGUGCUGCUGGAGGUGAUGGAGGCGUACCCCCCGGGGGUUGUGGCGGCGCGCGAGGGCAGCGGCGGGCUCGAGGCACCCGGCGGUUUCAACGGUUUCAACGGCGGCGGUUUCAACGGUUUCAACGCCGGCGGGAUGGGCGAAAGGGGCGCGGGUCACUGCGAGGCGCCCGAGCUCGCCGCGCGCCUGGUGUUCGAACUCGCCGCGAACGAGGUGACGAGCGCGAGCGCGAUCGGGUUGCUCCAGAACUGGCCCCCCGGCGCCCCCGGCGCGGCGCAGCGUCUGCCGACGCUCCUGGCCGACGCGCUGUCAUGUUCGCCGCCGACGGACGACGCCGGAUUCGAACCCGGGACCUAUUCCAGGCGCGCGGCGUCCGCGCACUACCGCUCGUGGAUCAUGCGAACCGCCGCGUUGGUUCUGGACGCGACCGCGCCGCCGCCGGGGUCGUUCCCGGCGGCUUCGGUGGACGAUCUGCCGCCCCUCGCCGCGCAGCUUACGCGAGUCGUCUUAUCCCUCGGUGAUUCCGAGCUCGGCGAGUCUGUGCCUGGGUCCUCCUCGGUGGAGCGGCCGAGGAUGGCGGCGCUCGAGCUCCUCGCCACGCUCCCACCGCCGCCGACGCCUCCGCUCGCGGCUGCACGCGAAUGCGCGCGUGCGUGCCGGAUCACCUCGGACGUCGCGGCUACGCAGCGCGAGCUCGGCGUGCUCGAAUUGCUCUCCGACCGAAGGCCGUCGGACGCGGGCGGGGUGUUGGAGGUGACGGCGCGCGGGGACGCGGUGAUCGGGGUGCGGGCGUUGGGCGCGAGGCUUCUGGAAGCGUCCAGGCGCGUCUCGAUGUCGCGAGCACCUACCAUGGGCGGCACAGCUGGCGGCGGCGGAUUCGACGACGCGGAUCGCGCGAGGGAAAACGUUCACAAGGAGGCGGUGCAAGUCGCGGUGCGAAUGGCGCGCGCCUUUAACGCGUCCGUGGAGGAGCACGCCGCGCACGUCCACGCGGUGUCCGCGUGGUCCGAGCUCGUCGCCGUCUGCGCCUCCCGCUGCCUCCCCUCUGUUGGCGCGUUUGACGGACACGGAGGGUUUAGUCCGAGCGGUCAACUCACCGGGGCGGGGUUCGACCCGCAGGAGAUUCUGUGCCGCCUCGGCGACGGCGUGUUGGCGCAGCUGGCGCGGGAUACCCUCGCGGACCAACAGAGGGUCGCCGGUUCGAACCCCGACGGGGGCGGGGGCGUCGAUUGGUGGGACGCGCGCCACGUGCCGCUCGCGAGGCUCGCCGCGACGCUCAUGGCGCGACUUCGCGCCGCCGCUCGCGGCGGCGGCGGCGGCGGGGGGGGGUCCCUUCCGGGUUUGAACAGUUCCUUUGGGGAACUUCGGUCCACGGCGGACGCCGACGCCAUCGGGGGCGGGCCCCCGGGCGCCGGGAUAUCGACGCUCGCGCGAACCAUGUUCGGAAGCCCGCCCGGCGGCGAUCUCGAGCGUCCGCCGCUGCCCGCCACGCGGUGCAAGGCGCUGCUUCGCGCGUUGCUCGCCGCGCUUUUAAAACCGAGGACAAACUCAUUCGACGCCGCUUUCGGGUACGGUUCGAGCGGCGGCGGUGGCGGUUCAGAUUCCCCCGGCGACCCGGAGGUUCGCGCCAACCUUUACGCCGCGCUGCUCUCGUUUCUGCGGUACGUGCGCCCCGCGAGGGCGGCGCAGCUCCCGGGUUCGGUGCUCGCCGCCGCGCGGGCGGGUGGCGCGGGACCGUCCGACUCGGACGCUGCGGUUAAUUCGGACGUCGACCGGGCGCUGAACGCCGCCGCGGAGCAGAACGAGCUGGAGGCGUCCACGUCCGCGCUGAUCCGCCGCGACGCCGGUCCCCUCGUGGAGCUCAUCGCGCGGGACGUCGUCGACGCGUCGGAAGGUGCGGAUGAGCGGCUGAGAGCGGUGGCGACUUCGGCGGUGGAGGCGCUCGUCGCGGCGACGGUCGUGGCGAGCCGUGAACCGUCGCGUCCGUUACGACAAGAAACGGUUCCCGGGACCCCCGCCGGCGCGUCGUUCGGAACAGGAAUCGCCACGCCGGGGGGGGGCGCGGUCGUCGGAUCCGCGUUUCGCGCCGGCGCCGUGUCCGGCAACGCGGACGCGUUUGGCGUCAAGUCCGCCUUUACCGAAACCUCGGUCGGAACUCCAACCGGCGGCGCCCACCAGACGCCGGACCCCGUCGUCGGCGCGCUCGGCCAGGCGUUGGCGCGCAGCGGCAUCGUCCGCGCGUGCCUCGCGCGCGUCGAGCGCGCGUCGCUUCCCGACUUGAUUCUGCCGACGCGCGCCGCGGCGGCGGCGAUCGCGUCGCUUCGAGCCGAUCUCUCGCUCCUCCUGCGCCUCGCGCAGUUGCCCGGCGGCGGGGCCCGCGCGCUCGCCGCGGCGGGCGCGAUGGCGGCGCUGACAAACUGCCGCGCCAUCGACGCGUACGUCGCGGACGGCCCGGGCGACGCCGCCGCCGUCGCCGCCGACGCUCGCCGCAACGGGACUCCGUACGGCCAGAACGGGUCGUCGUUUGGCGAAUUCGACGGUUUCGACGGCGGCGGCGGCGUCUCCGGAGGCUUCGAGACGGACGAGAACGCCAACCCCAACGCCUCGGGUGACCCGAACGACGGCUCGAUGGCCGACGGUGGAGCGAGCUCCUUCGGACUCACGCACCACGCGCAUUCAUUCAGCAGCGGCGACCCGUAUUCGCCCAUCGCGCCCCUUCCCUUGCCCCGCGCGCGGCACCACGCGGUUCUCGUCCCCGCGCUUCGGCUGGCGGGAACUCUGGUCAACGCGCUCGCCGACGACGGUGACGUGCACGCGUCCGGGGUGGCGUUUCUGGAAGCGCACAGGUUGGUGAUUUCCAGGAUUCUGUCCGACAGGGUCCGCCACGCGCACCUGUCGGACCUCGCCGAGCUGGAGGCGGCCGUCACGCUCGUCGCGAGGCUCGCGACGACUCGCCGGAAACCCCCCGGAAGCGGCGGCGGCGACGACACGAAGACGUACGCCGUCGUCGACGAGUUUGUCCCGGCGCUGGACGCCCUCACCGCGAGGCUCAUCGCGGGUGACGGCAAGUACGACGCCUUCAUCGCCGCCGCGUCACCGGAGGGAUCGCCGUCGGCGUCGACGUCGCACGCGGAAAUUGCCCGCCGCCUCGCGACCGAACGCGCGAGACGGAAAUUUCAACACAUCGGCGGGGCUCGAGAUUCAAUCGACCCAAUCGGCUCCGGGAGACUUUCCGCCGACGCCGCAACGAACGGCGCGACGGGCGGGCUGCCGCCGGUACCCGCCGCGGCGGCCGCGGCGAGGAUGGAGCGCUCGCACCGCGCGGUUCGCGCCGCGUUGGUGUCGACGCAGCUCGCGCUGGCGGAGCAAGGCCGAUGCGAUCGCUUUCCCGCGCUCGAACCCAAAAACGACAAUCUCGGAGUCGACGCGUCGCCGCGACCGCGACCGACGCUCGCGAGUUUCGCCUCGCUCGUCGCGAGGCUGAGCGAGGAGCUCGUCGCGGAGGUGAGGCAGCGAGCGCGGAUCCUGCGGAGGCUCGCGGCGGACGGUGGCGCCGGCGCGGCUCGCGCCGUCGCCGCCGACGCCUUCGGCGGUUUCGUGGGCGGCGCCGAGCUGGCGGCGGCGGCGGCGGCUGCGGCGGCGCAAAACGGGGGCGCGUUUCCGCACUCGGGCGCCGCCGAGGCGAGCGCGGCGGCGGCGUCGGUGGCGGCGAGGGAGCGCGCGGUGCGCGUGCUGUCGCACACGUGCGCGUCGUCGCUGGAGCUCAUCCUGGGCCGGCUCUGGGCGCCUCAAAUCGGAGGAGGGGCGAAUUCGACGACGCCCGCGGGUGGGUUCGGCACGAGCGAUUCGCCCAACCUCGGAGGCGGCUUCAACCGAGGCGGCGGCGUCGGCAGCGCGUUCAGGGACCAUGACGACCGUUACGACCGUUACGGUGCGGGAACACGAACCGUCGUCGGCGGCGGGGCGUACGCCCCCGGGGAGAUCGCCGAGCUCUCCGCGAUUCUCGCGCCGGCAAUCGCCGCGCUCGCCGACUUGGACCUGUCGCCAACCUCGGACCUCCACGUCGGCUUCGGCGACGCCGGAGGGUUUGGCGACGGCGGGAGACUCAAGGGGCUGAUCAGGCGGACGAGGGACACGCUGCUGGCGGCGGUGCCCGCGAACGCCGGCGAGCCGCCGACGCUGCUGCUGGCGAGGGGCGAACGUCACGGGGGAAGUCACGACGGCGUCUCCCCCGCCCGGGGGUUCGCGCAGUCCCCUUUGCCCCCGCCCCGCUUCGGUCUCUUCAACGCGUGA